AUGAAUCUCAAUAAGAUGAAUAGUUUCAGUUUAUUAUCUACAAAGAAACUUUCAAAUUUGAAUAAGAAAAAUGCUGGCGAGAACAUGUACAAUUUAUGCAGCAAUAGGGAAAGGAUUAAUGCCGGUGGCAAUUUCUUAAGCCUUUUUUUUUCCAAGCGUUUAGUUAUCGCCAUAGGUGCCAUUAUUUGUGUACUAUUACAGAACACUUGCACAUUUGAGAAUAAGACGAAUUCACAAUUUGGAUUAACUGCAAGAUUUCCUAGAAAAUUAAUUGAAAAAAAGAAAGAUGAGACUGGAGCAAUGGCAAGUCUAUUAUCUACUUUAGAUGUAUUAUGGAAGAAAGUGUCACCUCUGACUUCCAUUAGUAAUAUAAAAGAAGGCAAGUUAGAUUCAAAGAAAUAUCCACGAAAAGUGAAAGUGUUUGACAUGGAAAAAUUACUAGAACGAUGUCUUGAGAAUGGAAAAAUUUUAGACGAAUAUGAAAUAGACGUAAUGCUGAAAUAUUUAACACAACCAGGUUGCUUUAGUAAAUUAUAUGCUCUUGGUACGUGGUGGCAUGUUCUCAGGAAAGAGAAAAAUGAGAUGGAAAUUUUUCAUAUGCAAUUGUCAAGACUUCGCAGAGAAACAGCAAUUAUAUGUAAUUACAGUAUUGAAUUAUCAGAUAGCCUUUACGAGGAGGCUCAAGCUGACUAUACGCACAGAGCAAAAACUAUAGAAUCUAUUUAUAAUGAUAACAUUUAUGAUAUUUUCAACAGAAAAGAUAAAUCACCCGAGGAUUAUAAAGAUUGUGUUAUUAAGUAUCAAAAUGAACAGGAAAAUCUAAGGGAGCAAUUUUGGGAUGAAUGGGAAAAAACCUUUUAUGAAAGAAUGUCAGGAAAACCAUUUGUUAAAGAUAUAAUUAUAGGGCCAGCAGAAUAUGAAAUUGUAGAGUGA
Plasmodium knowlesi strain H is the source of this 933-nucleotide messenger RNA. Its product is annotated as Plasmodium exported protein (PHIST), unknown function. The transcript has 2 exons. Lineage: Eukaryota; Apicomplexa; Aconoidasida; Haemosporida; Plasmodiidae. The coding region runs from base 1 to 933 and encodes 310 amino acids. The record is from RefSeq and is a predicted model, not a curated record.